Messenger RNA from Cajanus cajan (pigeon pea), 1992 nucleotides. It is a transcript of the gene MLS, whose product is annotated as malate synthase. Lineage: Eukaryota; Viridiplantae; Streptophyta; Magnoliopsida; Fabales; Fabaceae. The record is from RefSeq and is a predicted model, not a curated record. Gene Ontology annotation, biological process: glyoxylate cycle. Gene Ontology annotation, molecular function: malate synthase activity. Gene Ontology annotation, cellular component: cytoplasm.
CUCUGUGCUACUUGUUCUAUAUAAAUUCUACACAGCCCUUGCUUCAUAGCACAAUCUAUUUUCACACGAGUAACAGAGUAGGACCAUUGAAGGAAGAAAGAAAGACGAUGGACCUGGGAACCUAUGGCAAUCCUACACCAGCAGAGAAAAAGAUCGACUCUUACUAUGAUGUGCCAGAAGGAGUGGAUAUUCGUGGAAGAUACGAUGAAGAGUUUGCAAAAAUCCUCACAAAAGAUGCUCUGAAGUUCGUUGCUGACCUGCAACGUGAGUUCAGGAACCAUAUCAAGUAUGCAUUAGAGUGCAGAAGAGAGGCAAAGAGGAGGUACGAUGAAGGGGCUGUGCCAGGGUUUGAUCCUGCUACUAGGCACAUAAGAGAGCAUGAGUGGGUAUGUGCACCUGUUCCACCAGCUGUUGCUGAUAGGAAAGUGGAGAUCACUGGCCCUGUUGACAGAAAAAUGAUCAUCAAUGCUCUCAACUCUGGAGCUAAAGCCUUUAUGGCUGAUUUUGAAGAUGCACUGUCACCGAGCUGGGAAAAUCUUAUGAGAGGGCAAGUGAACUUGAGGGAUGCUGUGGCUGGGACCAUAAGCUUCCAUGACAAGGUCAGAAACAGGGUUUACAAGCUCAAUGAUCAGACAGCAAAGCUUUUUGUGAGAGUAAGAGGUUGGCACCUACCCGAGGCACAUAUUCUGAUUGAUGGUGAACCUGCAACUGGUUGCCUUGUUGAUUUUGGCCUCUACUUCUACCACAAUCACUCAACAUUCCGGCGCACUCAAGGUGCUGGCUUUGGCCCUUUCUUUUACCUUCCCAAAAUGGAGCAUUCAAGGGAAGCUAAGAUAUGGAACAGCGUGUUUGAGAAGGCUGAGAAUGUAGCAGGCAUCGAAAGAGGAAGCAUCAGAGCAACUGUUCUGAUAGAAACACUUCCUGCGGUGUUUCAAAUGGAUGAAAUUCUGUAUGAGCUGAAGGAUCACUCGGCGGGUCUGAACUGUGGGCGUUGGGAUUACAUUUUCAGUUAUGUCAAGACCUUCCGGGCUCACCCUGAUCGCCUGCUACCAGACAGGGUCCAGGUUGGCAUGACUCAACACUUCAUGAAGAGUUACUCCGAUCUCCUCAUUAGAACGUGUCAUAGACGCGGUGUGCAUGCUAUGGGAGGAAUGGCAGCACAGAUUCCAAUCAAAGAUGACCCAGUGGCUAACGAGGCAGCACUGGAGCUUGUGAGGAAGGACAAGCUAAGAGAAGUGAAGGCAGGGCACGACGGGAGUUGGGCAGCACACCCUGGUCUGGUUCCAGCAUGCAUGGAGGUUUUCGACAACAACAUAGGCAAUGCUCCGAACCAGAUAAAGACAGCAAAACGCGAAGACGCUGCAAACAUAACCGAACAAGACCUCUUGCAGAUACCAAUAGGAGGCCGAAGCAUGGAAGGCCUGAGACUAAACACAAGGGUGGGAAUUCAGUACAUGGCAGCAUGGCUGAGUGGAACAGGUUCGGUGCCUCUCUACAACCUCAUGGAAGAUGCUGCCACUGCUGAGAUCAGCAGGGUGCAGAACUGGCAGUGGCUCAAGUAUGGAGCGGAACUAAAUGGGGAUGGGGUUGGAGUGAAAGUGAGCAAAGAACUCUUUGGUAGAGUGGUUGAAGAAGAGAUGGGUAGGAUUGAAAAGGAAGUGGGGACAGAGAGGUUCAAUAAGGGAAUGUACAUGGAGGCUUGCAAGAUCUUCACUCGGCAAUGCACGUCGCCAACGCUUGAUGAUUUUCUCACUCUCGAGGCCUAUAAUUACAUAGUAGAGCAUCACCCCAGCGAAUCAUCAAAGCUUUGAACUCAGAACUGAGAAGCCAGUUCGUUGUGUCUUGUGUCCUGCGUCCUUGGGACGUUCCUAGUUAUGCGUGGAAGAAAGAAUAAAGUUCGUGAUUGUAGCUAUUUUGAAGGAGGGAUACAACUUGUGCUGUAUGUUUACCAUCGUUGAAAAUAAAAUUAUAAUAUAAAAAAUUUGAAAUUUA